UUUUAUGGUAAUCCGAGUGUCUGUGAGUUAGCAAGUUUGCGUGUGUGAAAUGCUAACGAAAUAGCGGGCGGCAAACUAAAUAUAAUUACAUAAAUAAAUAAUUGAAUAAAUGUGAAAAAAACAAGAAAUGAUUUAAACUUAAUAAAAUCGUCGAGGCAAAAUAACCAUGGCCUUGUACGACAAUAAACAUUGGCUUCUUUCAUACAUCCGUGACAGUUUUAUUUCUACGGAUGACACUGGUAUGUGUGAAGCUGUAAUGCCGAGAGAAGAUAUACCAAAGCAAUUAAAAGCCAACGGUGCCCAGUGUUAUCUAGGAUUUGAAGAGAGCGAUGAUGAAGAUCUCGAUGCUUUGACUGAGUCAUACGACAUACAAAUGGAUAUGAGUUUUGGUCACAGACCAAGGUCAAAUACUGCUCAGAAGCUUGAAAAAAUGGAGCUUGAGCGUAAAAAAGCUGCUAGAGUUAAACAUAUAAAGUGGGAGUCAAGAUCUGUACGUUUGACUAAAGAAGAAAUUGCUGAGUUGUUUCAGCAAAAAGAUUUUCGUAAAAAAAGUAAUAGUAAUGUUAAAAGACAAUCAUUAUUGUCUGAACAAUUAGUUAAAUGUCCAUAUAUUCCUGUUAAUCGUUUUAUAGAAUACGCUAAAUUCGAUGGCAGUGGUUUAGUUGGAGUACCAGUGCGUAAGUAUCGUAUAUUUAUGUGUAUACUUCCGAAAGAAGAGCGUGUUUAUCCAAUGCAAGUUACUGUGAUGUGUUCUGCAACGGUUGAAGAAUUUAUCGGUUUAAUUUGUUAUAAGUAUGCUACAGAAAAUCCUAACCAUAAUUUAAUAAAAGAAAUAAAUAAGUAUGGCUUGUAUAUAGCUGAAGAUGAUGGAGAAGUAGAUGGGGACUUUCCUUGUCUAGAUCCGAGAGAAAAAAUAGGUAAAUUUGAAUUUUCCGCUUUGGGAUUAGUGGAAAUGCGUCUGAGUGAUCGACAACGUCACGAGCCGACUGGACCCGUUCUUCCUGUGAGUACUGGAGAAAUUAGAGAGGCAACUAAAAAAGAACAAGAAAUUUUCGCCCAAGAUUUAGCGAGAAUGAAAGGUCAUACUACAGCUAUUGAGGCUCCGCUGUAUCAAUUAUAUAGGGUAUAUGUUCUUCAUAAAAUGAGAGCAAAGACUGAAAUUCAUCUUGGUAUAUCAGGUGAUAAAAUAGAAAUAGAUCCUGUAGUAACGAGCAAAAGUGCUUAUAGGUUUUGGAAUCGUCAGCACCGUGUCAGUUAUCAAAUGGAAAACAUUGCGUGGUGUGAAAUUACCGAAACUAAAGGAUCUAAAUCAUCAUUUACUUUAGUUUAUACUAAUCCGUCGACUUCUGAUAAUAUAAGUGUUUCUUCAUUAAGUUCACCAUCUCUUCAUCAAUCAAUGUCAUUUAAAACCCAUGAUUUCGAAGCUGAGUCAAUGGUAGCCGAAGAAAUAGUUAGAAAAAUAAAUCAUAUAUUAGAAUUACGAUCAAAUAAUGCGCGCAAAGAAUUUAUAGCUCACAGAGAACGUAAAUCAAUGAGGCGAAAAAGUUUUCAUCUUCAUAGGUGACCUAAGUAUUGGCUAUAUGUAUUUUUAAAUUAUUCCAAAGAUCAUAAAAUAAUGUAAAUCAUAAAAGAUGUCAGAGUUUCUGAAUCAAAUUAGGCCAAGUUAAAUUUUUUAAUUACUUAUUACUAU
Molecule: messenger RNA, 1690 nt
Organism: Cotesia glomerata
Lineage: Eukaryota; Metazoa; Arthropoda; Insecta; Hymenoptera; Braconidae
Gene: Sin1
Product: target of rapamycin complex 2 subunit MAPKAP1
Exons: 7
Coding region: 167-1564 (465 amino acids)
Biological process (GO): TORC2 signaling
Cellular component (GO): cytoplasm; plasma membrane; TORC2 complex
Molecular function (GO): phosphatidylinositol-4,5-bisphosphate binding
Source: RefSeq, a predicted model, not a curated record